UCGACGAGGAGUUGGCGCGUCCUUUCGCGGUCACAGACGUCACGCUACGACUCGCGUCUGACCACGACGCCAUGUGACCGUCUCGAUCUACUUGAAUCUGACACCACGAUGGAUGAACCGUAACCGAGCUCGCUCCAAUCGUGUCGCAUGCUUAUUUGACCGCCAAAUGGUUGCGCGAACUAGCGAUUGCCGGCGCCAGUAUUUUUAAAGUCGGAGCGGGAAUCGAAGAAUCGAACGUUCGACGUCGAACGAUCGAGGCUCGCGCGGCGAUCGAUCGUGUCGAUGAUCCGUCGCGUAUCGAACGGUGUCGUACGAUGAUCCCCCGCGUAAAAGGAAAACGAGUGAAGUUCGCUAGUGACUGUCGACUGGCUGUCACGUGUUUGGGAUAGAAAAAAGGCCGCGUGCUCGGGGCACGGUUUACGCGCGUGUGCGUGAUGUUACUAUGUGAGACAAUGCGGCGGGGUGUUGGAUACUGCAAUCUGUUGAGGUGCAAAUUCUUCAUCCUUCUGGUCCUGGUCGGGUGCAGCGAUGGAUACCUGAACAUCUUUAUCAGCCAGUCCCAGGUCAUGAAGCUCCUGGGACUCGAAGCUGAGCUGUACUACGUCAGAGAAGGGGUGGUCAAUACCUACGCGAUGAACUUUGUCGUUCCUGUGCCAGCGAACAUCGCGGACCUCGAAUUUUCCUGGCAGAGUCUCGUUGGACACCCGUUACCCUACUCGAUGGAGCUGGAUUACGACGUGGUGGGUGUCCCAGGCGGCGCCUCGGAGAUGAUGGCCCUGCUUCCUCCCAGAGUGAAUGUGUCAGCCCGAGGAGAAGUGCCAGUCACGUUACAAGUAUUCAGGAUCAGGCUGCCGUGCUCGGGUCUCGUGAGCGCCGAGAUUCCUCUGGCUUUGAGGUUGAACGUCACUGCUCCACCUGGGACCAGAUACAACGACACAAUUUUGGUUUUCAAGAGAAAUAAAAUUUGCUUCAAAGGAGUGGAAGCGCCUCCAAGGAAUGAUUCUGUUCGUUUGGAGCCAGGACCUCUAGUAAACGGUGCGGGGGCUCUUUAUGUCGCCGCGACGUGUGCAUGCGCCUUAAUAUUGGUCGUCGGUAGCGUGGCGAGCGCUCUGUACAUUCGCAACAGCAAGGCACGCAUUCAAGAAUCGCAGAAAACGCUGCCCUGCUGCAGCUAUUCAGCGGCAGACACCGGCGGCCUGGCCAGAAGUUCUGUUCUGGUUAGGGUCGACCCACGACCCGGAAGCGCGAAUUCCGGAAGUUACGCGACCAUUGCGGACCUGGAGCCACUCUAUGCGAGGCCGUGCGGUUCCAGGGCGAGUUACUACGCUUCCAGCCAUGUGACGCAUCUCAGCCAGUCGACCGAUCCUUGCGACAAGGCCAGGGCACUGGCUGUGUCGAGGUCCUCGUUAUACUGCCGCAAUCUCGUUCAGGAGGGCACAUUUGGACGCGUUUAUAAGGGCACCCUGGAUCUGGCUGGUCGGGACCAGGAAGUCAUCAUAAAAACAGUGACAGAAGUGGCGUCGAGCUAUCAGGCGUCUCUGCUGGUGGUGGAGGGCUCGCAACUUGCGGGAUUAGUGCACGCAAACAUAGCUUCGCUCGCGGCUGCCUGCCUGGACAGCUCUUGUCCAUUGUUGGCGUACACGAGCACGUCCGGCGAGGUGAACCUGAAGUUGUACCUUACCGACGGGAACCACCAUCCUGUGACCAGGGAUCUCGUGCACGUUGGCGCGCAGGUUGCCAGGGCAGGGGCAUUCAUGCACGGUCGUGGGCUUCUACACAGGGACAUCGCAGCCCGAAAUUGCCUGAUCGAGCCAAGCAGUCUUCGCGUGCGAUUAGCCGACACUGCUCUGGCGCGAGAUCUCUUCCCUCAGGAUUACCAUUGUCUAGGCGAUAACGAGAACAGACCCAUUCGUUGGAUGGCCUUGGAGACCCUCCAGCACAGUCAGUACAGCACGGCAACGGACGUGUGGUCAUUCGGAGUGUUUCUCUGGGAACUGGCGACGCUGGGCCAGCAACCGUACGUCGAAGUGGACCCAUUCGAGAUGAUGGCGUGUCUUCGCGAUGGCUACCGACUGGCUCAACCUAGACCGUGCCCCGACGAACUCUUCGCCGUGAUGGCCGUUUGUUGGCUAGGCCUCUCCAGGGAUCGACCGACCAUGCCCCAGCUCCUAGCCUAUCUGCAAGACUUCCACGACGCUCUCGGCGGGUUCAUAUAAAACAU
Messenger RNA from Hylaeus volcanicus, 2221 nucleotides. Its product is annotated as tyrosine-protein kinase Drl-like. The record is from RefSeq and is a predicted model, not a curated record. Gene Ontology annotation, cellular component: signaling receptor complex. Bases 435 to 2216 code for a protein of 593 amino acids. NCBI's taxonomy places the organism in Eukaryota, Metazoa, Arthropoda, Insecta, Hymenoptera, Colletidae. Gene Ontology annotation, molecular function: ATP binding; protein tyrosine kinase activity. The transcript has 9 exons. Gene Ontology annotation, biological process: multicellular organism development; positive regulation of kinase activity; protein phosphorylation.